UUCUUGAAAACAUACACAAGAAAUACUAAACAGUACAUGGCUUUCAUCACAUUCAUACUGCUGUCCAGCCUGUAGCAGAGUCCUCUGAUACUCAGCCGGACAGUGCAACCCUCGGCAGAGUGGGGAUCUCACUGCAAAAAGUUGGAAACCACCGAACCACCUUUCCAUUUAGUUAUCUUCUGCAAACGUCUUUAGCAGACACCCAUUUAAGUUUAACUCACUGCAGUAGACCAGGGGGGAAAAAAGCAAGAAGUUGUUGAACAAAUACUCUGCUAUCUUAAAGUGUGAGCCCAUGUGUCAGAUUUUGCGUGCAGUUAAUUUCAAUGCUGAGCCACGUGUUACCGGUGGGUCCAGCUGCCAGGACCAAAGAUGGCGGCGCUCUAACCGGCACAGAGAUCUCGCCGCAUCUGUUUGAAGAGAAAAUAAUGCAAAAAAUGUUGAACUGGCUGAGUAGGAACCGCCGCAGAGGUGAAGAUGAACACAGAAUUAUGAAUCUGCUGCCCCAUUCAUGGGCCAUUUCUUUCUGCGCCACCGCCAACCCCGAAACCAUCCGGCGGCGAUGGUCCCGGGCCGCCCUUGAGAUGAUUGACGUUGGACCGAGCCAAUCCGCUGCGGGGACCGCCUCCGGACACGUGGCGGGCGUUGCGGCGCUGAUUGACGUGAGGAUCCACCAUUGAGCGGCGGGGGCUGACCCCGAGCUGCGGCCAAUCGGCGCAGGGGGCGGAGGCGGAUCCGCCCGCCCUUUGCAGCCGCCAUUUUACGUCGCGGCGAGAGACGGGCGGAGGAGCGUCGUCCGGCUUGAGGUGCCGCUGUUUCCCCGCCGGCGUUUCUGCCUCGAAGCUCCCGCUCCGGGUCGUUCCUUCUCCCCCCUCCUUCAAUCGACGUCCGCUGGGAGGGUUGUGAGGCGAGAGAGAUGGUGAAGAUAUUCGUGGGCAACCUGCCGCGGCCGACGACGGCCGAGGAGAUCCGCGCCCUGUUCGAGAAGUACGGCGAAGUGAGCGAGUGUGACCUCAUCAAGAACUAUGGAUUCGUGCACAUGGACAACAAGGAGGCAGCCAAGGAGGCGAUUGAGAACCUGCACCACUACAAGCUGCACGGGGUUGCCAUCAACGUGGAGGCCAGCAAGAGCAUGACCAAGUCCUCCACCAAGCUCCACGUGGGGAAAGUGAGCCCCAACUGCACCAGCCAGGAGCUUCAGGCCAAGUUCGAGGAGUACGGAACCGUCCUGGAGUGCGACAUCAUCAAAGAUUACGCCUUUGUGCACAUGGAGAGAGGGGAUGAUGCUAUGGCAGCCAUCAAAGGGCUGGAUGGCACAGAGCUGAAAGGCAAGCGAAUCCACGUUGAGCUGUCCAAGAGCCGACUACGGGUCCAGCCUGGGAUGGGUGAGAAAAACACCUGCUUCCGCUGCGGCAAGGACGGCCACUGGUCCAAGGAGUGCCCGACGGACCGGCCGGAGCUGGGGGUGGGCUUCACCCCCGACUACCUCGACCCAUACGCCAUGCCCGCACGCUAUGGGGAGCAGCCCUUCUAUGACAGCCGUUACGUCGACUACUACGAGAAGUACCGGGCAGGAGCGUACGGGGCGGUGGGGACGCCCUACCCCGACCGCUGGGGGGCCCAGCUGGGGGCAUACGGUGCCGGCCUGAGGGAGCGCAUGCCCAAGGCGCUGGAGGCCUACAGCCAGAGCGCCAUCUCCCAGCCGCCCACCUACUACGCCAGGGACCGGAGCCCCCUGCGGCGGGCGGUGGUGUCCACCGUCACCGACUAUGCCACGGCUGCCACCGAGUACGCCGCUGCCGCCACCGCCUCGGCCACUGCCUCUGACUACGCGGCGGCGGCUGCCAGCUACGCCGCCCAGGACUACGCCAGUGCCAACUACGCGGCAGCAGCCGGCUACGGCGCGACAGCCACCACCUCGGCCGACUACACUGCCGCCAACUACACCGCCGCCGACUAUGCCAGCGCCUACGGCUACGACUACUCCAGCGCUGCCACCAGCAACGCCGCCUACACUGCCACCGGAGCCACCGGCGACACCUACGCCGGCCAGACGCAGUACUCCGCCUACUAACCAGCAGGUGCUUUCCAUGCUCUCAGGGGUCUCUUCCUUCUGCCUGCUUGCCUAGGAGGGAGAGGAGAGGGCAGGAGCUUCCCUCCCCUGCACCUGCCUGCACUGUCGGACCGCGCCGCUUCCUUUGACAGUGUGCUCACACGCACGGCGCCUCCCAGCCAGCUGGCCUCGGUCCAGAUUUCCUCCCUGGGUAAACCCGCGUCCUGCUUUGGUAGGUUAACGCCUUCCGUCUUGGCAAACGACAGCACAAAGGCGACGGCCGGCCUCUCUCGCAUUCAGCCGGGUGCUCGGCUUGCGUUCGCGUGGUGGGGCACAUUCCCUCUGGAUGUACCCAGGUUACUGCCUGCCUCAAGCCGGUUUCAAAGGCAGAAAGUGCUGCAGGUACGGCAGCUUGAGUUCCUGCUGUGACCCGGGAUCUCUGUACACUCCCAGCGGUAGGACGCGCGAGUUGUCUGUAGAGUUUUGUUCCGUGCGUGACCUUACAAACUCUAGUUGUAUAACUUUUAUUUUACCCUCUCCUUCGUUCAAAACUGCUGUUGCUGUUGGUUACCUGUUACAGGUGUGUCACUUGAACUUUUCUACACAGCUUGAGGUCAUUGUAUCACAGCACUUAAUGGACAGGGCCGUCAUUCUACACUAUUGUUUCUGCUGUCAGUGGGUAUUGAGAGGCAAGUUCCCUGUGAUCAAUAAAGUAUAAGGCAGUUACUCCAAUGAUAACAUACAAUGUUAUAACAGGGGAGCCAUUUGGGGCCCUCAAGCCUUCUUUGCUGUUUAAGCAACACCUCAGCAGAUUUACUUCAACACCACUAGCCCCAUUUCCACUGCUGCCCAAAAGUUCAUUGGUGUUGAACGUUAAACAGCUGAGCAUACACAGCUCUCCAGCAAAGUGGGGCAAAAGUUUGUUUGCAUCCCUCGGUGAGGUAACGUCUCCCUCUAUCCCUCUCCCAGCUGGUUGACUCUUGAUACCAGGCUCUCCAUCCCUUCAUCCCACCCCUUGGAGUUUCAGCCAGUGAAAUUGGUUUAUUAUUGUCACAUGUACCGAGGUACAGUGAAAAGAUUGUCUCGCAUGCCGUCCGUACCGAUCACUUCAUUACAGCAGUGGGGGGGGGGUGGGAGAUCGGGGGUGAAUGACGCUGGAGUCACUCAACACAGGAAAUUGCCACAGCACGUCAAAGACAGGUUGUCCUUCAAACCAUUUCACACAGCCCCUCUUGAAAGUAGUCCAUUACCGCCACCCUUUCAGGCCGUAAACCUGUGUUUUUUCUUAGAGAAAAAAGAAAUAACUCCUCAAUUCUCGUCCCUUCUUUGUUUUUAAACCCCCCACUUGUUCUUUUGUCUGUUGCCAAACGUUGUUGAGACUUUGAAGUUUGACCUUGGUUACUUUUGUGGCUGACCCAGCGGAAGGCGAUGGGCUCUGACGCACAGGGGGCUGAGCGAGUCCAGGUGAGGCGGGAGAAGCUGUUGUGUGUGUGUGUGUGUGCGCGUGUGUGUGUGCGCGCGCGUGCGGAUUGUGUCGCAGGGGCUUCCCUUGCUGUUGACAGGCUGCUCGGCCUGGUGAGUGGGGCGAGUCUGUCUCUGGUGCAGUGUCCUGGUCGACAGCUGUUGCAAUUGAUCUAACACGGUCCUCUCCUGCUGAUGAGCAGAAUGAACCCCUUCCCCCUCCAUACAGUGUUGCUGUACAGAGGGAGUUCACCGGGUAAGGCUGGAGCUUGCCUUUGGACCUGACUCUUAAGAUCUCCAUGCGGUAGGAGCAUAGGCGGCAUUGACCUUGUGGACCGGUCGGAUACUGUGAUGAAUUGUUUAAACGCUGUCGGCGGCCGUGCUGUCUGCUAUACUGGUAGUUCGGUUAUACCUGUUGUGCCUCCUGUGUUCCAGGCUGGAUUUGUGUGCACGCCUUUGUACAAACUGUUGUAUAACCUGAGCUGAGAAAGUUUGUCAUUCUGAUUACUUGUAGUCUGCCGUCUUCAAUCUUUCCUCCCUUUCUCCUUCCCUACCCACCCCAAUUUUUUUUUUCCCCUCUCUCUUCUUCCUGAAGCUGCCCAUUUCCAUGUGAGUACAGAGACCUUUCCAGUACCUAACUGACGCACUUUAUCCCACAUCAGUAGUGUUGGACCCCGAAGGACAGCAUUGGUGAUCUUCAACCACCCCCCACUUCCACUUCAUUCCAGCAGAGACCACAAGCUAGAGUUCGGGGAUUGUGCUGGAUUGCCAUUUCCUCCCACCACGCACGUCCUGCCUGCUCCAACUGCUGUACCGACGGCGCAGGAGAGCAGGGAUCAAGUCUUUCAAUACUCCUCGUCUCUGGGGUUGCUUACUUGCGCACUGAACCAGGUUAGAGGUUGGGGAGAUGGCGGUGAGGCGGGCCCAGUUUGUUCAGCUUCCCUGGCCGGCCGAUAACGCAUGCUGCUUGAGUUGCUUAAAUCGAGACCAGUGUUAGAGAGGUGCCUCUUGCUACCAUGUAGUGAGGCUGUUCAGCCCAUCAUUGUUUGGGAUAUGUUGUGCUAUUUUUUUUCCUUGCCCCUUUAAUGGGCAGUGGAGUGAUUUGUGCUCAGAUCAUGGAUGGUUCAAGUGUUUUAACACCCUUCUAUCAGUUGCCGCAUUGUCUGUUUUCGGUGGCUAUUUGCAAUGGUAUAUUUCGUGCUCUUAUAGUUAAUGUGAGGAUCAGUUUACAAGGGGGGUGGUUGGGAGGGAGUGGAGGAAUACCUCUAAUCAUCCCCCAGCCCUCUCCCUUUUAUACUGCUUCAAGUACUAAUCCUAGCCCGAUACCCACCCACUGUCGGUCUCAAGGCUAGUCGCCCCUCCCGAGAGCGUUCGGAAGCCAUCCAGGAGUCCUGGUCAUUCCUCCCCGCUCAACGUUGCAGCAGCAGCAGGGGGAAAAGGCGUCGCCAGGAAGAGAGGCCAGGAGCGUGCGAUCCACGUGAUGGGCUGUCACAAGGCCAGUGUCAUUUGAGUGCAGAGUGCCAUUUGCCGGUGGUAGCGAGGCGACGAAUGGUGGGCGUCGAGACGUUUAAUGUCUGGCGGUGUUGCUGACGGUUUUGUGCGUGUUUUUUAAAAAAAAAUCCACUGCAGCUCGCGGAGAUUGUAGGUUUGUUGAAUGAACUGAAUUGCUGUAUCAUCUCCCCUCCUCUUUAACAGUUUUGUACCUGUUGGAAACUCAGCUCCUGUUCCCACCAUCGGAGCCUGUGGAAAGUAGCAACUAUCAGACUAGCUUCAGGUUGUGUUCGUGGUAACUGGCGCAGCAGCUUGUUUCUCUUGUCCGCUUUUUUUAAAUUUUAAUUUCUGUUGGAACUGUUCACUUCCCCUUUUCUUCCCCCCCCCACCCUACCCCACCCCCUUUUUCCCCAACCCCCUCCCAUUUUUAAACUCCCACCCCACCUCUCCCACCUGUCACUGGGACGUGGUUCCAAUGGGCGCCAGUCCCAGGCGGCCUUUACCCUGUUUUUUUUAUUUUCCUCCCCCAUUCAGCGAGUGUCGGCAGCGCGGAACGGCGCACGGCGCGGGUCAAGUGCGUGAUCUCUCGACACACACGCGUACGUACGCGCGCGCGGGCACACGCACGCCUCUCCGCCCCCGCCCUCCCCCUCCCCUUCCCGUCACCUGCUUCUCCCUUUCCUCCCCCUCCCUCUCCAGCACCCCAUUCCAGUCUCAGGCCUGAUUUUACUUGUAACGUUUGGAGAGGCGCCGAGGGCAGGGGAGACCCCAGGGCGUGCUGACAGCGCGGCUGCCAAUUUAACUUCCUGCUCUUGUCCACUUCCCAGUCGCCAUUUCCACCAACGGUCAAGGCUCGAGAGAUGGAAGUGCAGUUAGAGUGCGGAGACAGCGGGGGCCUGAACGCACCCGAGUGCCACCUGCUCCACCAGUAACAGAAAUUAAACUGACUGGCGCCUCGAGGUGCGAUCGCAAUCCGAGGAGGAAUGCAGUGGGAUGCUGUUGUGUUUUGUCGGCUCCUGGAGACAGGUGUUCCUACUUUCCGUGCGGUUCCACAAACCUUGCACUUGUGUAGCGCCUGUUAACGCAGUAAAAGGUUGCCACAGUGCUCGCGAGGGGUGCUUGUCAAACAGACUCUGACGCCGAGCCCCCAAAGGGCCACGUUGGGACUGGGUGACCAAAACACACACACCCAACACACACACACAUGCGCGUAAUCUUGGUCAAAGAGGUAGGAUUAAAGGAGUGCCUUAAAUGAAGAAAGAGAAACACAGGCUUAGAGAAGGGAUUCUGGAGCUCGGCCAGGGGGAAUGGGGCAGGGGGGUGGGGGCAAGCACGAGUCCGGAACUGGAGGUUCAGAGAUCUCGGCAAGACGUAGGGCCGGAGGGAGUUGCAGGCGCAGAGACGGGCAUGCUCGGGGGAGUUGAACACAAGCCUGUGGCAUUUGUACCAUCGAGGAAUUGCUGGACUGGGAGCCACAGUAAGAUGGCAAGCGCCGUGGUGAUGGGUGAAUGUAACUUGGCGUUAGGUUAGGGCACGGCCAGUGUUUCUUUUCUUUCCUCUUGGAUGAGCUCCCGUUAAACAGAAGGCGGAGAGCCGGCCAGCAAACCGUCGGAGCGGCCUGUCCCGGAGGAGGUUACGCUGCCGUCCUGUUUCUCGCUGAACUAUCGCUGACCCAGUCCAGCGCUCGCCCCGUGGAUCAUUCGCAGUUGUGUUCAAUCUCGUCUCCACCAGGCUGGCAAAGUGACCAGGAGCAGGAACCCUGGCUGAUACCCACCACCCCAUUCCCUCCUGUCCCCCAUCCCACACGCUGUAAUGCUGACGGCCCCCAGACAGAUGGCAUUACCUCCCUUCCCAACCUCCUCACUAAACUGUUGAACGUAAAUAGCCUAGGGUGACUCCUCUGUGCUGUGCUGAGGUGGUCUGCUCAGAGUGAGCCACUGAAACAACUCUUGAGGGGAACGGGGAGAUCUUGUGAACACAAAAUGUUUCAAUAAUUCUUCUACCUUCUCUCUUAUAUCCCCCUCUUCCCCCACCAGGUCUCAUUUACCUUUUUGUUUUGAAUGUUGGGCACAGUACCAAAAGUGGCAGAGUUGUUGCCUGCUGAGGCUCGCCUUGGGCGAGCUGUGUGUGCAUUCUCCACCCAUGGCGAUCAGAGUGUCUUUGAACAGUUUGUAAUGUGCUUCCUUUUGCAGAUUUGGUAAUACCUGUUGACAAGACCGCGGUUUCCCCUGCUACACACACAAACUUGGGUCGUACCUUGUGCGGAUUACCCUCACCGUCGGGAUUUAGCGCGGAGGACACCAGGGAAAAUACUAUCAGUAUACAUAAAAUGUUGGUGUUUUUCUUUUAAAAUACUAGCAGCAAAAAGUUGAUAUUUUAUUUCUUAUUUUCCCCAAGAUGAUCUGUGACUGUUUUGCUUUAUUUUUUGAAGUUCCAUGUUGUUCUUUUUUUUUUAAAAACCAAAAAGAAAUAAAGGAUUUUGUUUUGGUUUGGUGUUGCUGGUAACUGUUCUGUGAUGAUUGAGAUCUCUCUGACAGGGAGCUACCCCUGAUUUUAAACCUGAACAUAACCAUGAUUCAACCACCCUUUUGUAGUACCCUGCAAUAAACGAUGAGUAUUUGAACUGUC
Pristis pectinata (smalltooth sawfish) is the source of this 7630-nucleotide messenger RNA. RefSeq names its product RNA-binding protein 4B-like. The transcript has 4 exons. Gene Ontology annotation, cellular component: cytosol. The coding region runs from base 914 to 2071 and encodes 385 amino acids. NCBI's taxonomy places the organism in Eukaryota, Metazoa, Chordata, Chondrichthyes, Rhinopristiformes, Pristidae. Gene Ontology annotation, molecular function: zinc ion binding; mRNA binding. The record is from RefSeq and is a predicted model, not a curated record.